This is a messenger RNA of Saccostrea cuccullata (small rock oyster), 1178 nucleotides long. RefSeq lists its product as uncharacterized. The record is from RefSeq and is a predicted model, not a curated record. NCBI's taxonomy places the organism in Eukaryota, Metazoa, Mollusca, Bivalvia, Ostreida, Ostreidae. Bases 249 to 1178 code for a protein of 309 amino acids. The transcript has 2 exons.
CAUGAGAUGUGACGUAGCCAUCACGUGAUUCAGUGCGUAGUAAACAGUGAUUCGAGCAAGCCGCCAUUCUAGUCGCAGAGAAAAUUUUUAGCGUUAUUUCCUAUUUUGAUUACGAAUUUAGAGGAUUUUUGUGUUUUUACUUAAGUUUUAUCCUGGACAUCGUGUUUACAAUUGGAGAAGUCCUUCAACGUGGUCGCAACGUGACUUUGUUUAGGGUCAUAAGCCCUGACCCAAAUCCUUUGUGAACAAUGGCCAAUCAGGCCAAGCGACCUUCUCUGAAUAAUUCAGUAGAGGCUGUCUUCGACAGUGUGGUCGCGGGCAUUUCAGCCCAGCAGAACAGUGGUUUUCAAACCUUAACUGUUGUUCCUGAAGCAAUUUCUGAGGAAAUUGUAGAAUCGUUUGACUCGAUUGAUUACAUAAGAUCGGCUGGAGAUACUCAGGUUUCAAGGGGCGGAGCGUCGAAAACCGCCAAAACAAUGAGUGACAGACCGAGCACAGAACACAUAUCCCAGAAUUCCCAAACAAAAACAAACAACAUGGCCGACGAAGACGAUCUUUAUUGGAAAAAAUUAUUUUUCCAGAACCAGAAAAUGUUGCAGGAAUUUAUGCAGUCAAAAAGAUUGGCGGAGACAGAACCUCCAGUGCCAAACAAAUUACAGAAGACAAAUCAUCAAACAGAAACAGCUGAUUCUGAUGAGGCUGACGAUUUCGAUGUUCUUAUCAAUGAAGCUAAAGAAAAACAGAGUGAAGACGAAGAUGACAAGAGUUUUUUAGGAUCCCUAGAAGAUUUUAUGUUAAAUGAUGACAGAACUGGACCGAAUAUUAGUGAAGAACUUUCUAAGGUCCUCAAUAAAUCAUUUCAAAACAGACCAUCAGAAGAAAAGGCUAAGAAACUGUGUGAAAAAUAUUUUCGGCCUAAGAACUGUGACAACAUGACUGUUCCAAAAUGUAAUCCAGAAGUCUGGCCAUCAUUGCGCAAAAAAUCUCAGUCAUGCGAUUAUAAACUACAGAAAACACAAUCUGUUAUUCUGAAAGCUAUGGUGCCAACUUGCACUCUUCUAGACAAAUUGCUUGUCAGCAAGAAAACAACAAAGACCGUGUCAUCAAAAGACACUAACGAAAUGCUAGACUUAGCGAGCUGGCAUUUACUGAUAUCUCUCACAAACGAAGGCACCUAA